CUCGUACCGGAUUCACAAAAGAGCCCACGUCACAGCCUGGUGCCCAACGACCACUUCCGUUGCCCAUCAAAAAACAACCUCUCCUCCGAUUUCGUCCUUAGUCCUAGAAACAGCAUUGCGGUAGAUUUUAACAGAAGUCCCAGGAACAGUCUGGUACCUGAUUACAACAGAAGUCCGCGCCACAGUUUAACCCCAGAAAGUAAUAUUCACGGUUCCAAAUUAAAUGUCGCUGAGUUCAACAGGAGCCCAAGAAAUAGUUUAGUGCCGGAUAGUUCCCGGGUGUCCAGAAGGAGUUUGUCUGAAUCUAUAAAUUGGAGGCCAGAUGAGGGUGGUAGAGGCCAUCAUCAUAAUGACACCUUACCCAAACGGACCGGCCGAAAUAAUAAUGGCGACGAUUACGAAGAUCGAAGUCCAAGAGGUAGUAUUGGACCCGAAGAAAGAGAAAGAAGUCCAAGGGGAAGUUUGGCGAGAAAUAUGUUUGACGAUCCUGAGAAAAAGAGUCCUCGGGGAAGUUUGACGCUUACUUUUCAAGAACCACCAGUAACCGAAAGGAGGGCCAGUAGUGAUAACGGUGUACGAAUUAGGAGUACCUCACCUUAUAGAGUGGGAGGAUCCAGGAGUGGAGCUGCGGGAUUUUCUGGAUUUAGUGAGAAUGGGUCCAGAAGGGCCAGCAGUUCUGUGUCAGGAGAUGAGCAGCGCCGUCUUUGUGUAGACCAUAAUAAUACAGAAACACAAAGUAUCAACCUUGCUCUUUCCCUAACGACAUAUGGCAGUGUAGCAUAUCAGCUUAAAGACGCUAACUUAGAGGCAAAUGGGACCUGCGACUUUGUUUGCAAGGCAUUAAAUAUAGUUAAUAAGACUGUUGUAGUAACAAUUGCUUUGGUGUGUUUGUCAAUACUACCUAUUAUUAUGCUUAUUAUGGGUAUCCAGUUUCUUCGAGAUUGCCCACGAGAACCCAACAUCCCCAUAUAUAUGAUAGUCGGAGGUAGCGUGGGCUGUAUCAAAAUGAGCCUAACGCUCUGGUCCCAGUUCCACAACUCGCGAACUGGUAACAACGGCAUGAACGCAACCUCCAUAGUGUCCAAAAUAGCUUCGGUAGCUUUAACUGUUCUUCUGCUAGUAUGGUUUGCUUUGGGUAACUACUGGUACUUCAAGAUGGCAAAGAGUUUACGGAGCAAAUGGAAGCGUAAAAUGCGUCAAGUAAAACGAGAGAGAUACGGUAAGAAAGAACUGGAAAGGCUAAAAAAGACUUUAGGUAUAGAAGACAAACCAGGCGAAGCAUCAACCAGCACCACUGAUGCCACUAUGACUGAUCUAUCAGAAGUGAUAACCUUUACCACUGCAGACGAAAUCAAGAAAAAACGCAAAGAAAAAGAACAGGAUAAAGACAUAAUGGACCAGAGCACAAUAGACGAUUUAAAAAAAUUUAACGCCAAAACAUUGAUGGAUGCGAAUGGAGCCUACCCCGUUUGGGUUCACCCACGGAAAAUUAAGAAAUCUAAAAAAUCCAAAGAUAAGAAGGGAAAAAAGUCCAAGGGCAAAGUUUCAAAAAACUCUAAGAAAAAAUAA
Molecule: messenger RNA, 1569 nt
Organism: Diabrotica balteata
Lineage: Eukaryota; Metazoa; Arthropoda; Insecta; Coleoptera; Chrysomelidae
Source: the annotation of a GenBank genome assembly